CAGGGAGUGACACCACGGUCCAUUUUGCCGAUUUUCCCAGCCGUUUUUGAGAUAUUUUCAUGUGUAGUUUAAUGAGAAAGAUAUCCGCCAUGACAGCAUUUUGGCCCGCCAUGUUGGUAUUUUGGUUUAUAUUAACAGAACAUUCUCUACUUUUACAGUCAACGUUUCUAAACGUAAACACAAAUAUGAUCUGUCAUAAUCACAUUCACCACUUCUAAUAUGCUUCAGAGAGCUUCUGACAGCGCCAUCCAUCCGAAGCGUUUGAAACAUUAAAGGCUUUUGCUGAUUUUUUCUGCCGCAUUUUCAUUCGAGCUAUCGCCUUAUGUAAUAAAAAAAUAUGAUGUGUUUGCGUUUUGUGAGAUUUGCGUUUUCCGAGAUUCUACUGUAAAAAAUAAUAAAUUACACUGACCAACUUCAUCAAUUCGAUGAAGUUGCUUGAAAUUUAUAGAAAUUCCGAUACGUACAAAAAUCCAAUCAUAAUGUCCCAAAAUGAUCCACAGAGAAUAUAAACAACGCAUCAAAUUGGUUUCAUACGUAAUACAUGUAAUACAACAACAACUCUAUGUAGAAAAAACGCUUUGUUUCGUUUUCUUUGGAACUUACGCUGUUUUUAUUCCCACCGAUUCAAAUAUAUUUGAUACUAUAAAAUGGUAGUCAAUAUUUUUGCACAAGGGAUAUGAUAAUGUUUAUAUAAAUAUCUAAUAUAUUCACUAACUUGACAAAAUUUUCUGUUUUCAAUUUCAUUCUAGCAAAUCAAAUGUAAGACCUAGAUUUUUUUGAACGAAAAUUAUGCCAAUGUGAAUCAGAAGAAACAACAAUAAAAGAGUUUAAAUUAAUAACAUCUACCACAGAAACUUAAAAUCGAAGAUUAAAAUAAACACCAUUUAUCUCAUUUAUUUUUUUCGAUAGACAGAUAAAUGUAAUUCUAACGUAUGUAGGCAAUAUAAAUUAAGGGAUACAAGGAAUGAUUGUUUCAAAGACAGCAAUCUAUUGAUACAAUUGAAAUAAAAAUUUUUUAUUUAAAACACACGUUUUUUUUUAUUUCGAGCUAUCAAACACAGAAUAUGUGGGAAAAUAUGUUAUUCUAUAAAACUCAAUGAUAUAAUAUUUUGGCAAAUUAAAAAAAGCUUGAAAACGUUAAAACUAUCUAACGGCGAACCACAAUAAUCCGUGUCUAAAAGUGUGCAUAUAUAAAUUCAACACAAUUGAAUAAAUUACAGUAAAUCAAUUCAUUAUAUUCAUUCCAGAAAUAUCGUAGAAAAUCUUGAUUAUUCAAAUAUGAGAAAGAAUCGAAAAUCAAAGAGUAAAACAUAACAUGAAAUAAUGUGAGUAGACUGAAAUUGGUCGUUGGUCUGGAAAUUAGGCAUAUAUAGUGAUUGUUUUUAGAGGAAAUAUUGUGUUAAAAGUAUGUAGGAGAAGUAUUUGAUGGCAGUCAUAACGAAAGCAGUAGUUUCAAAUUAACGUGUAAAUUGAAAAAAUAGAUUUUGUGCAAUGGGUUCAUGGGCACAAAGAAUGCAUAGACGUGCUGCUAGUGUUGUUACGUGUGGUCAUCCUGGUGGUGUGCCGUAUCCACACAGAUUAGAAAAGGUGAAGUUCGGAGUGAAUUUGGAUGAAGUUUGCAAGCCAGAAUAUCCCAGUAUCCCUGGACCUUUACUAGUACUCAUUUUGAAACUCAAUAAAGAAGCUCCUCUCCGUAAAGAUGUUUUCCGCGCUCCAGGCCACCAAGGUGCUAUGAAAAAAUUAAUACAUUUUUUACAAGCUGGCCGAUUGGUAAAUGUCGACAACUAUUCCGUAUACACCAUAGCUAGUGUGUUGAAAAAAUUCCUGCGAAAAUUACCAAAUGGUAUUUUUGGACGAGAAGUUGAAACUGAACUAUUUCGAAUAAUCGAAAUAGAAGACGAACUUGAGAAGCAAACAAGAAUUCAUAG
Sitodiplosis mosellana (orange wheat blossom midge) is the source of this 1928-nucleotide messenger RNA. Its product is annotated as rho GTPase-activating protein 20-like. Gene Ontology annotation, molecular function: GTPase activator activity. The record is from RefSeq and is a predicted model, not a curated record. Gene Ontology annotation, biological process: signal transduction. NCBI's taxonomy places the organism in Eukaryota, Metazoa, Arthropoda, Insecta, Diptera, Cecidomyiidae. The transcript has 3 exons. The annotation marks the transcript as partial.